AUGUUAGUCAAUAAAUUAAUUAGAACCGUUUUAUUGUUAAGGAUUACAAAUACUUGGAGUUACAGCAAAAUGGCUUGUACUGGAGAAACAUGUAGUGACCUUACAAGAAAUAUAUCUUAUUUAAGUCAAGAAGACGCUGCAGCUUUAGAUCAGGACUUAUUCAAUGAAUAUAAGUUUAGUGUAGAUCAACUUAUGGAAUUAGCUGGAUUAAGUGUUGCAACAGCAGUAGCCAAAGUCUAUCCAGUGACUUCUUGUAAUACAGCACUAAUUGUUUGUGGACCUGGCAAUAAUGGUGGUGAUGGGUUGGUAGCUGCUCGACACUUGACAUUAUUUGGCUAUUCUGUAGCAGUAUACUAUCCAAAAAGAACUCCUAAACCCUUAUAUGAUAAUUUGUUAAGGCAAUGUGAGAAGUUUGGGGUUAAUAUUAUGGAUAACCUCCCUCCAUCUAAUGAAUUGAAGAAUCAUUACAAAUUGGUUGUAGAUGCAUUAUUUGGAUUUAGUUUUAAACCUCCAGUGAGAGAUGCAUUAAAACCAGCAUUAGAUGCCUUAAUUUACUCUGGAUUACCUGUUUGUAGUGUGGAUAUCCCAAGUGGAUGGGAUGUAGAAACAGGUCCAGAUUCAGAUUCUGCAUUGAAGCCAACAUUAAUAAUUUCCCUAUCUGCGCCAAAGAAAUGUGCAAAGCCAGAAUUUAUCAAAAAUGCUCGACAUUUUUUGGGUGGCAGAUUCCUUCCUCCUGCUAUUUUACAAAAAUAUAACUUGACUCUCCCUCCAUACUCUAAUCAAGAUCAAGUUGUUGAAUUAAGCUAA
Molecule: messenger RNA, 807 nt
Organism: Pieris macdunnoughi
Lineage: Eukaryota; Metazoa; Arthropoda; Insecta; Lepidoptera; Pieridae
Source: the annotation of a GenBank genome assembly